Molecule: messenger RNA, 1511 nt
Organism: Drosophila obscura
Lineage: Eukaryota; Metazoa; Arthropoda; Insecta; Diptera; Drosophilidae
Gene: mtTFB2
Product: dimethyladenosine transferase 2, mitochondrial
Exons: 4
Coding region: 90-1451 (453 amino acids)
Biological process (GO): transcription initiation at mitochondrial promoter; rRNA methylation
Cellular component (GO): mitochondrial matrix
Molecular function (GO): mitochondrial transcription factor activity; rRNA (adenine-N6,N6-)-dimethyltransferase activity
Source: RefSeq, a predicted model, not a curated record
CAAAGGGCCAAUGGUCCAACUGUUGCUUGUAAACAAAACCCGGCCCGGCUAUUAUUUUAUUUGAUUUUGUUUAUUAAAUCGUUACCGCCAUGCUGCCACUGCGUUUCAGCUGGAGGCUCGGCAGGAGCGUCGCCUGCUUCAGCAGCAAGGCCAAGCGCGAAUUUGUCGCCCGGUACAGCGGCGAGUACCCAGAUAAGCUGCUCAGCAAGAAACAGAAGACGCCCGCCCACAUGUAUGUGGCCAAUGCGGAGGCGGCACAGCGAAUUGGCCAGUACCUGGAGCCGCAUCUGCAGCAGACCAGCUGCGACACCGUGCUGGAGCUGAAUCCCGGCGUGGGUCACUUCACCAAGCACCUGCUCGACCGCGAGUCGCAGUUUCGCAAGAUUAUUCUCCUCGAGAGCAUGGAAUACUUUAUGCCACGGCUGCAGGAGCUGCACACAUUGUAUCCGGAGCGGGUGAAGGUGCGCCAAGGGGACAUGGUCAACCUCUGGAAGCUGGUCUUCAUGGACAAGAUGGACAACGGCGUGCGGGUGGCCGAGCUGCUGCACGAUGUGCCCCAGAGGGCGUUUAACGACGAUAUCAACAUGCUGGUCUUUGGCGCCGUGGGCUCGUAUUCGUUCUUCAAGCAUCUGAUCAAUUCGCUCGUGUUCCAGACGAGUCUCUACAACCUCGGUCGCUGUGAAAUGAUCCUGGCGAUGCCUCCUCCCAUUUACAUACACCUGACGUGCAACAAUGAUGUGGGCUACCUCAUCUACCGCUCCACCACGGUGCUGUUCCAGAUACUCUUCGAGCAUCGGUUCAUUGCCAAGGUGCCGCGGGAGGAUUUCCUGCCGCUGCAGGCCGAAUAUAAGCUCACGAAGAGCAGCAAGCUGGGCAAGGUGCGUGCCAUCAAUCCGGAGUACUUGUAUCUGGUUAAAUUUGUGCCCAGGCGCAAUCUUCACGAGCUGUGCUCGCCCCAAGACCUGGUGGCGCUCUGGUUCUUCGUCAAGCAGAAUUACGUGAGCCGGCGGAAUCGCAUAAUACCCAAUCUCGAAAAGUGGGUGCCCGGCUGUGGGCCCAGGCUGAUCAUCAAUCCGCAAGCCUCAGAGCCGAUUUUGCCCACAUAUCCGGAUGAGUCGCCGCAGAAGCUGCCGCAAUACACCACACAGGGCACCACGAUGAGCACAAAAGACUUCUUUCCGGGCAUCAAUAUAUACACGCAGUUUGGCGACCUCAGGCCCAGUCAGAUGCUGACACUGUUCACACAGUUCCGCCAGUGGCCGGAGUACCAGGAGAGCUCUUUCCUGGCCUCCAUGGAGAACGCGCUGCUCAAGAUGGAGACGGCCAAUGAUGAGCAGAGCCUUGAGGAUGUCGUCAAUCUGCCCGAGGAGGAUGACAUCGGUGCAGAGGAGCUGCUUGACGAGGUCAAACCCGAACCAGCCACGGACCGGCAGAAGGCCAAAGCCGCAUAGAUUUGUUUGUUGUACAUAAGGAAUUAUUAUUGUUAUGAUUAAAGUUAAAAUCUCUUUGAA